CUUUAUUUUACUUUUAGAAUAACUGGUUGGUUGAAAUGAGUCAAGGACUACAAAAGGAAGAGGCUGAAAAUUCUGACAAUGAAUACAAAUCCAUUAAUCCACCUGUCAAAAAUAAGAAAAAAGACUUGAAACAGAGACGGAAACAGCGAGAACAUAGUAAGCUUCUAAGUGCUAUACAAAUGGCCAAGAAAGCCAAGAAAAAAAUUACUGACAUACAUAAUUUGAGAAAUAUGAUGCAAGAAAUUAAAAAACAAACUGAUAAAGCGGAGAUAUUAAAAUCGAAACGACUCAAGAAGAAAGAAUACACACAACUUGAACCAAAACGGUUGGCCAGACGUAAGUUCGAGUCGGAAGAAAUUGAAUUUAACGCCCCGCGCGAUAUUUCGGGCAAUCUUAGAACUGUAAAAAAAGAGGGUAGUAUUUUACUGGAUCGUUUUAAGAGUUUUGAAAGGCGCAACAUACUGCGCCCGUCAUCAAAGAGCAACUCAAAGAAAGGCAAAUUUAAGAAGUUUACUAAAUCUGAUCAUAAAGACGAUUGGAAAACAACAGUCGCCAGGCCGAGUUUGUCAUAACCAUAAGAAAUAUUUAUGUUCGAUGUUUCACUUAAAUAAAGUAGUGAUCGAAAUU
This is a messenger RNA of Photinus pyralis (common eastern firefly), 627 nucleotides long. RefSeq names its product ribosome biogenesis protein NOP53-like. Bases 36 to 572 code for a protein of 178 amino acids. NCBI's taxonomy places the organism in Eukaryota, Metazoa, Arthropoda, Insecta, Coleoptera, Lampyridae. Gene Ontology annotation, cellular component: nucleolus. Gene Ontology annotation, molecular function: 5S rRNA binding. The record is from RefSeq and is a predicted model, not a curated record. Gene Ontology annotation, biological process: rRNA processing; ribosomal large subunit assembly. The transcript has a single exon.